Messenger RNA from Macaca mulatta (Rhesus monkey), 2174 nucleotides. NCBI's taxonomy places the organism in Eukaryota, Metazoa, Chordata, Mammalia, Primates, Cercopithecidae. The record is from RefSeq and is a predicted model, not a curated record.
CCUCAAGUGAUCCACCCUCCUCGGCCUCCCACAGUUCUGGGAUUACAGGAGUGAGCCACUGUGCCCAGCCAAGGAUAUUUCCUAAUAGUUCUAGUCUAUUAAGUGCCUUUUUCAGUAAUAAACACUGGCAUUUAAACAUUUUAAAUGCAUUCAUUGAGAUGAUUUUAUUACAUUCUUGUAGCCAUAUCCUGUUAACGAAGUAAAUUGCAUUGAUUUUUGAAUUUUAACCCAAACUUACUGCAUUUUAGAAAUGAACACCACUUGCAAUGUAUAUGUGAGUAGAUUUGAUUUUCAAACAUUUUGUUUUGGAUUAUUUUAAUGUAUUUGUAAAAUUUUGAUAUCAGGAAGUGCUGACCUCAGUAACUAAAGUGGGUAGUGCUUCCUCUUAUAUGCUCUGGGAGAGUUUAUGUUAAGUUAUAAUCAUUUCUUUGAAUUCAUCCAUAGAACCAUCUAGGCCUAACUUUUUGGUUGAUUUGUCUUUAAUUAUGCCAGUGGUGCAAUUAAUUACUUAUCUCUUUUCUAUUUCUAGCUUGCAGUUUUAAAGAAUCUACCAACUGUUGAAAGAAAUCCCUAGAGACUCAAGGGACUGAAUCAUCAAAGUUAAGUCUCUCUGAGAUUUAUUGCUAAGAAUGGCUUUAGAUCUAAGAACCAUAUUUCAGCAUGAACCAUCCGAGAAUAAUCUUGGAUCAGAAAAUUCAGAGUUUCGACGAAGUCAAGGACCUGCUGUUCAGACAGAAGAAGGGAUUUCUGAGUUCUCAAGAAUGAUGCUCAAUUCAUUUCAAGACAGCAAUAAUUCAUAUGCAAGGCAGGAAUUGCAAAGACUUUAUAGGAUCUUUCACUCAUGGCUGCAACCAGAAAAGCACAGCAAGGAUGAAAUUAUUUCUCUGUUAGUCCUGGAGCAGUUUAUGAUUGGUGGCCACUGCAAUGACAAAGCCACUGUGAAAGAGAAAUGGAAAUCAAGUGGCAAAAACCUGGAGAGAUUCAUGGAAGACCUGACUGAUGACAUCAUAAAUCCACCUGCCUUAGUCCAUGUCCACAUGCAGGGACAGGAAGCUCUCUUUUCUGACAAUAUGCCCUUAAAAGAUGUCAUUGUUCAUCUCACAAAACAAGUGUCUGCCAAAACCCCAAGAGAAGCAAACAUGGGGACACCCUUCCAGACUUCCCAAGACACUUCCUCAGAAACAGGACAAGGACGUGAAGAUGAACAAGAUGGCUGCAACAGUUCUUUGAAAACUACUCAAGUAAAUGAAAGUAAUACUAAUCAAGACAAUCCAAUAGUUUCUCUAAUCAUCAUCCAGGAAGAGAAUGGCCCUAGGCCUAAAGAGGGAGGUGUUUCUUCUGACAACCCAUACAAUUCAAGAAGAACAGAGCUAGACACUGCUAGAUCCCAGGAAGGGUCCACGAACGGAAUUAUUUUUCAAGGUGUCCCUAUGGAGAUGGGAGCAGGGUUUAUCUCUCAGCCAGAGCAGUCAUCCCCUGAGUCUGCCCCUACCCACCAGAGCAAUAAGGGGAACUCCACAUGUGAGGUACAUCAGAAAGGAUCCCAUGGAGUCCGAAAAUCAUACAAAUGUGAAGAAUGCCCCAAGGUCUUUAAGUAUCUCUGUCACUUAUUAGCUCACCAGAGAAGACACAGGAAUGAGAGGCCAUUUGUUUGUCCCAAGUGUCAAAAAGGCUUCUUCCAGAUAUCAGACCUACGUGUGCAUCAGAUAAUUCACACAGGAGAGAAACCUUUUACAUGCAGCAUGUGUGAAAAGUCCUUCAGCCACAAAACCAACCUGCGGUCUCAUGAGAGAAUCCACACAGGAGAAAAGCCUUAUACAUGUCCCUAUUGUAAGAGAAGCUACCGCCAGUCAUCCACAUACCACCGCCAUAUGAGGACUCAUAAGAAAAUUACUCUGCCAACUGUUCCCUCCACACCAGAAGCUUCCUAAGUUGCUGGUCUGAUAAUGUAUAUAAAUAUGUAUGCAAGUAUGUAUAUUUUCAUAGUAUUUAUCUACUUAGGAUGUAAUUUCCUGAUUAUGCUUUCAAUUUAUUGUCUUGCUUCAUUAAAAUGUGAGGCUAAGGAGAGCAUGGAAUUUGUUAGUUUUGUUCACUAAAGUAUUCCAAGCAGUUGGGAAAGUGGAAUGUUUCUAAGAACCAAUAAAUUUCUGUUGAAUAAAUGAAUUAAUCCAUAA